CAGCGACGUGGUCCGAGAAACUGUGGACUCGCUGAAGCUCCUCGCUCAGGGUCACGGGACGGUGAUGGCGGACGACGGUUACCCAGAGUGCAGCGUGGUGGAGGAGGGGCGGGGCUUCCUGGGUCCUAAAGUGAACGAGUCUCCACUGCACCUGCACGGACAGAACCACAUCCACAGGUACGAGGACGCGGCGGACAGCGUGGCCGACGGCUCGUACUGCGAGAUGACGCCCCUGCUGGACGACCAGGGCAGCGCCAGCGGGUACAGCCCCGAGCCCGACGAGGACACCACGUCCGUCGCCUCCGAGAGAUCAGACGAAACGUUCGACAUGAGCAAAGGGAACCUGAGUCUGCUGGAAAAGGCCAUCGCCCUCGAGUCCCAGCGAGCCCAGAACCUGAAGGAGCGAGGAGAACGGAGAACGAGGAGAACGGGGAGAACGAGGAGAACGGGAGAACGGAGAAGACACGAGAGACACGACAGCAUCAGGAGAGGGUACUACAGCAGAGAUUUGUCACGGGGAGAGAAAAAGGAGAGUAAGUGUCCGACUCCGGGCUGCGACGGGACGGGUCACGUGACCGGACUGUACCCGCAUCACCGCAGUCUGUCCGGGUGCCCACACAAGGACCGGGUACCUCCAGAGAUUCUCGCGAUGUACGAGAACGUUCUAAAAUGUCCGACUCCGGGCUGCUCUGGACGCGGACACGUAAACAGCAACAGGAACUCGCAUCGAAGUCUGUCCGGCUGUCCCAUCGCCGCCGCCGAGAAGAUGGCGAAAGUCCACGAGAAAACCCACAACCCGGACAGCAAAGGCCAGGCCUCGGACCGAGUGCUCAGACCCAUGUGUUUCGUGAAGCAGCUGGAGAUUCCGCAGUACGGCUUUAAAAACAACGUCCCGACCACGACUCCGCGCUCGAAUCUGGCCAAAGAGCUGGAGAAAUACUCGAAGACCACGUACGACUACAACUACGAGGGUCCGUACGGCAGGAGGGGUCCAGGGAAGGGCCCGAGGGAGACGUCCCCGAAGCCCUACGAAGUGCGUCGUCUGGGCCGCUCCAGCCCGUCCAGCUCCUACGCCCCGUCCACCUCGUCCAGCGCCAGCUCCACCUGCAGCAAGAGCAGCUUCGACUACAACCACGACAUGGAGGCGGCGCACAUGGCCGCCACCGCCAUCCUCAACCUGUCGACGCGCUGCAGGGCCGAGCACGCACGACUCACACAGAGCCCGGUGGGGGACCCUGAGGACAGCGUGUCUCUGGACGUGGGGGGCCUGAGGGGGGCUCCUGAGGGACCCGAGGGACCCGAGGGCAGCGGGACCGUCCUGACCCCCCUCCAGCCCAUGUCCCCCCAGCGCCAGGCCCUGCACCGCGAGCGCUGCUACGGCCUGGACCCGGCCCCCUGGGACCUGCCCCUGGACUACACCAAGAUCAAGACCGACAAGGAGACUGAGGACUUGGAUCCGUUCGGGGAUUUGAUGGAGGAGAGUCGUUUUUCCGGUGAGAUGCUCCCGGGAUCCAAACACCGGUUCAGCUGCAAAGAGCCCAAGAAGGAGCUGCUCAGUCUGUCCAGUUGUCAGAUUGGAGACAAAGUCCAGAGGAGUCUCCUGUCGUCCAGUUCUCAGGAGCUCAGGUGUCCCACUCCGGGCUGUGACGGGUCUGGACACAUCACGGGGAACUAUGCGUCUCACCGCAGUUUGUCCGGAUGUCCCCGAGCCAAAAAGAGCGGCCUCAAGAUCUUCCACAAAGAAGACAAGGACGACCAGGAGCCAAUCAAGUGUCCAGUCCCGGGCUGUGACGGACAGGGUCACGUGACGGGGAAGUACGCGUCUCACCGCAGCGCGUCAGGGUGCCCCCUGGCGGCCAAACGCCAGAAGGACAGUUACAUGAACGGAGCUCAGUUCAGCUGGAAAUCCGGGAAAACCGACGGGAUGAGCUGCCCCACGCCGGGAUGCGACGGCUCCGGUCACGUCAGCGGCAGCUUCCUCACUCACCGCAGUUUGUCCGGAUGCCCUCGCGCCUCGUCGGCCAUGAAGAAAUCCAGACUCAGUGGGAUGGACAUGAUGACGCUGAAGCAGAGAGCGGCUAAAGGGAUCGAGAACGAUGAGGAGAUCAAACAGCUCGAUGAAGAAAUCAAAGAUCUGAACGAGUCCAACAGCCGCGUGGAGUCGGACAUGAUCAAACUCAGGACUCAGAUCACGACGAUGGAGUCCAGCCUGAAGUCUCUGGAGGAGGAGAACAAAGUGAUCGAACAACAGAACGACUCUCUGCUGCACGAACUGGCCAAUCUGAGCCAGACGCUGAUCUCCAGCCUUGCCAACAUACAACUGCCACACAUGGAGCCGAUGAGCGAGCAGAACUUCGACGCGUACGUGAGCACCCUGACGGACAUGUACACGCACCACGACCAGUACUGCACCAGCCCGGAGAACAAGGCUCUGCUGGAGAGCAUCCGCCAGGCCGUGCAGGGCAUCCAGGUGUAGCGCCCCCUGCAGGAGAGCGGGCGCGCACGUGUAGCCUCCAAGCACUGAGCUAAACACGAUCUCAAACAAGACGACAGAGCGACAGAGCGUCUAUAAAACCCAGGAACGGUACAAAUAAAACUGAGUGUGUCCGGGAAAUACAACAACA
Boleophthalmus pectinirostris (great blue-spotted mudskipper) is the source of this 2624-nucleotide messenger RNA. RefSeq names its product myelin transcription factor 1-like protein. Lineage: Eukaryota; Metazoa; Chordata; Actinopteri; Gobiiformes; Gobiidae. Gene Ontology annotation, cellular component: nucleus. Gene Ontology annotation, biological process: regulation of transcription by RNA polymerase II. Gene Ontology annotation, molecular function: zinc ion binding; RNA polymerase II cis-regulatory region sequence-specific DNA binding; DNA-binding transcription factor activity, RNA polymerase II-specific. The record is from RefSeq and is a predicted model, not a curated record.